GUUUGGUGUCAUUCGUCGGAAGUCGGUUAUAAUAUUUUAUCUAGUAGUAGACUUGAAAUUUAAAUAAUAAUAAUUAUUCGAUAUUUAAAUAUUUUCAAUUUUGUUUUGCAUUUUACUGGCUUCUGAUUUGAGAUAUUAGCUCAUCAUGGAGAAUAUAGACAACAUAAUAACGAAACAAGUCGAAAAUCAAUUUAAAUCUCUUGAAGCAGAACCCCUUCAACACAUCUGGCAGAUGAAAAGAUUAAAAUCACUACAAAAUUGGACCAUGGCUAAACCUAGUGCCAAGGAAAUGGCCGAAGCAGGAUUCUACUGCCCAAAUCCGGAUAUACCUGAUACAGUAAGAUGUUUUUCGUGUUUCAUCGAAUUAGAUGGUUGGGAGUCGACUGAUAAGCCUUGGGAAGAACACAAGAAACGAGCCUUGUCAUUAAACCCGCCAUGUAGAUUUAUUGAAAUAGGUAAGAAGGAAUCAGAUUUUAUAGUAGACGAUUUCUUAGAAAUCCAAAAGAGUGUGAUAUUACGCAUUUUUAAUGAAAAAUGUGAAAAACUCACAAAAAAUGCACUAUCUCUUCACAAAAAGAAAAAAUCAGCGCUUAAAAAAGACCUCCAAAAAAAGGGAAUGUCAUGAAAAUAUAUAAUAUAUUAUAUAUAUGUGUAGACAUACAAUUCAAUAUGCUUGGCGCAGUUAAAUUUAUUGUAAAUUAGUUAAUAUAUAUUAUAAACAAGUUACUGACUUGUCUAAUUAAUAUAAUAUUAUAUACGGUUUACAAUGUACGCUUGUAACUUGAUUUGAUAAAAUUUAAAUGGAAUUUUAUUACCAAUAACUUUUUUAAAUUAACACUUGUAAAUUAGACAUAAAACAUUUUCAUUGUGAUUUAUUUAUUAGUAAUUAAAAUUAAUGAACACUUGGAGUGGAUACAUGUUAACGCUUUUCAUACAAUUAUAAGUCUUGUUAAGAUUGAUUUUAUGCCUUUGUCUAUUUUAUUGUUUAUUUUAUUAGAAUUAUUUACUUUGAUUAUUGUAUAACUUAUCAAUAUCUACUUAUAAUGGGAUCAUAUUGUAACAAACAAUUAAUUAAAACAUUUUAAUUAUUGAUAUCAAUAGGUAAUAAUUAAAAUGUUUUGUGUGUACUGUAUUGUUUCUAUAUCAAACUAUUUAACUUUUCUUAUAAGCUGAUUAUGUAUAAUAAUGAUUUGAAUUUAAUUGAUGUUCAAAAAGUAUUAGGUAAUGACUCCGAAUAAAAAAGUCACUAUAAAAAUGUUUCUUGAUAGGUACAAUUUAUUAAGUACAAAAUAAAUUGUGCAAAAGUAUUCAUUUUUAUAGGUGUAUAAUUCUACAUCAAGUCUUAUGUAUUUAUGACAUAACUAAGGGUAUCAAUUGUAUAUAUUUUGUCGCCUACCUCUUAUUCUCAAUAAAAAAAAUGUUGAUUGUAAUUUUGUUGGCAUUUUUUAUUGAUAUUACUACAAAUGUAUUAAUUUGUAUAUAUUUAAUUUUAAUCACCCCAUGUAACCCUUUUUAAUUUUAAAUACCCCUUCCUUUAUCACUUUGCUACCAGAUAAAGUAAAAAUACCUGUUGUACUAUUUUAUUUUUUAUAUACAGUUACAAAAUUAUCAAAUAAAAGUAAAUAAUUUAAUAUUUCAUAAUUAGACCUAAAAAAAUUCCUAAAAAUCCUUAAACGUCAUACAUUUUAUUUGUUUUAAGGAUAUCUUUUUUUAUUGUAAAAAUUGAAUGACAGUAUUAAAUAUUGUGAUUAAUAACUAAUUAACAUUUAUUUUUAAGAGGACAUUAUACCCGCAUGUAUUGUCUCUGUCUUACAAGUGCGUAACAUAGCAAAUUGUACGCUCAGCAAAGUACGUGAAACUCC
Molecule: messenger RNA, 1862 nt
Organism: Metopolophium dirhodum (rose-grain aphid)
Lineage: Eukaryota; Metazoa; Arthropoda; Insecta; Hemiptera; Aphididae
Product: baculoviral IAP repeat-containing protein 5-like
Exons: 2
Coding region: 146-625 (159 amino acids)
Source: RefSeq, a predicted model, not a curated record